GAAUCCUGCUUCCAGAGGUGCAGCAGCAGGAGCUGAGCAGGGGAGGUGGAUCCAGUAUCCUCGAGCCCCACGACCAUGGACAGAAUGACUAGGGAACAGCCCCUGUCCAGACAAGAGAAGGUGAAGAUUGUGAGCAGUCUCUUGAAGCAGGCCCCGCCUGAAGAAUUCUGCGAGGCCUUCAGCGAUCUGCGCCUGCUGGUGGGUGAUGACAGCCUGAUGUGCCAGGAAGCUGCCUCCCUCUGUGCCCUGCACAACAAGCUCCACUUCACUCCAGUCAAGAGGAAGGAGUGUGAGGUGCUGCUGACCCGCCACAACGAGCUGGAGGAAAAACACUUCCUUGACUCCCAGAGACAGGUCUCUUUCAAAUUUGACCACCUGAGGAAAGAGGCAAGUGAGUUUCAGGCUCACCCACAGGAAGAUGAGAAAGGUGAGGCAUGGAGAAGGGCCCUCUAUGAGAGCCUGAAAGCAUACGUCAGCAGCCACUAUCCUGGGGGAAUUUGCAGUGUCUUCAUCAAGGAUACAGCAAUCCGGAAAAUCCUCAUCGCCUGCAUUGCGGGUCGUCUGCACCGGCCCUCAGCCUUCUGGAAUGGCCUGUGGAAAUCAGAGUGGACUUUCACCUUGACUCCCACUUCCACUUCCACCCAGGUGACCGGGACCAUCAUGGUGCAGGCUCACUACUUUGAGGACGGCAACAUACACUUGACAGUGUGCAAGGAUGUGGCAGAGAGUCUGCCUGUCACCACGGAGACCCAGACCUCCCAGGACUUUGUGAAACUGCUGGAGGAUGCAGACAACCAGUUCCAGGAUGGGCUGAUGGAAGAAUACCGGAGGAUGAGCGAUACCCACUUGAAGGCUUUCCGAAGACAGCUGCCCAUCACCCACAGCAUGAUCAACUGGGAGAAAAUAGUGACAGCUAAGAUAGUGAAGGCACCUGCUGUCCAAUGAAAGGCCAGUUUGUAUGGGAUAUCUGAAUAAAGUGUUCAGGGAA
Molecule: messenger RNA, 988 nt
Organism: Mauremys reevesii (Reeves's turtle)
Lineage: Eukaryota; Metazoa; Chordata; Testudines; Geoemydidae
Product: F-actin-capping protein subunit alpha-2-like
Exons: 2
Coding region: 76-945 (289 amino acids)
Biological process (GO): actin cytoskeleton organization; barbed-end actin filament capping
Cellular component (GO): F-actin capping protein complex; actin cortical patch
Molecular function (GO): actin filament binding
Source: RefSeq, a predicted model, not a curated record